Molecule: messenger RNA, 1027 nt
Organism: Aspergillus welwitschiae
Lineage: Eukaryota; Fungi; Ascomycota; Eurotiomycetes; Eurotiales; Aspergillaceae
Product: ESCRT-I subunit protein VPS28
Exons: 3
Coding region: 15-746 (243 amino acids)
Biological process (GO): protein transport to vacuole involved in ubiquitin-dependent protein catabolic process via the multivesicular body sorting pathway
Cellular component (GO): ESCRT I complex
Molecular function (GO): protein-containing complex binding
Source: RefSeq, a predicted model, not a curated record
CUCAUCGCACCAUCAUGUAUACCCAGCGACCGUUGGCGUAUGCCCCUACGCCGUAUAGCUAUACGCCCAACCCAGCGUUGGCGGCGUCUAUCAACCUUGAUGAAGAAGUAAAACUAGCCUCCAGCGCUGCGGAGCGGGAUCUCUACGAGUCGUUGGCUGAAAUCUACGGCAUCAUCGUCACUCUGGAUGGCCUGGAGAAAGCUUAUAUCAAAGAUGUGGUUACGGAAGCAGAGUACACGGAGACAUGUACCCGGCUCUUGAAGCAGUACAAGUCCAGUUUGGGUGAUGAGACUGUUGCAAAUGAGUUCGUCGAUCUAGAGACCUUCAAACGCACCUGGGAGCUGGAAUGCCCUCGCGCCACCGAACGUCUCCGCAUUGGCCUCCCCGCGACAGUCGAACAAGCCUCCCACAGCACACCCGCCGCGAACAUGGCUCCAGCAGCAGCAGGCCCUGCAGGAGCAUCUGGUAGUCUGAUAUUGACGGCUACUGAGAAUUUCAUCACCUUCUUGGAUGCGCUGAAGCUGAACAUGGUGUCCAAGGACGCACUGCACCCGCUUUUGUCGGAAGUGAUCCAAUCCGUCAAUAAAGUCACCGAUGUCGAUUUCGAGAACCGGGGCAAGAUCAUCCAGUGGCUGAUCACCUUGAAUCAGAUGCGUGCAACCGAGGAACUCGGUGAAGACCAGGCUCGGGAGUUGGCGUUCGACAUUGAACAAGCAUACCUGGGAUUCAAGGCCACUUUGGGUUGAACCGGCCUUGCGGGAGUUAUUCACUGUCAUUGGUGUGGAAUGGUGCCUGGCGUCUGGGGUGCAAUACCAAAUUCGAGAUUAGGUUUUAUUUUUUGCUUUAGAAGAUCGCUUGCUCUUGUUUGCCAUUCAUCCAUGCUCUUAUCUUGAUCUCGAUUCAACUUUGGGGCGGCGAAUCCGAUCCGCGGAACAGUCCCCGCCGGCCUUUCCUCUUUGGGAAAUCACGACUUUUUUUUUUGCUGCCCUGCAUCCAGAACCCCCCAAUCUUAUUUUGCCACAGGCAC